This is a messenger RNA of Henningerozyma blattae CBS 6284, 1923 nucleotides long. RefSeq lists its product as uncharacterized. Gene Ontology annotation, molecular function: transmembrane transporter activity. The transcript has a single exon. Lineage: Eukaryota; Fungi; Ascomycota; Saccharomycetes; Saccharomycetales; Saccharomycetaceae. The record is from RefSeq and is a predicted model, not a curated record. Gene Ontology annotation, biological process: transmembrane transport. Bases 1 to 1923 code for a protein of 640 amino acids.
AUGGCUGCUCCCAAGUUAACUUUUAAGCAGCAGAUGUCUGGGUUCCCCUGGGCUCAACUGCUAGUUGUCUCAUUGGUCCGUUUUAGUGAACCUAUUGCAUUUACCUCUUUAUUCCCAUAUGUUUAUUUUAUGGUGAAAGAUUUCCACAUUGCUCCAAAUGACGCCCAAGUAUCUAAAUAUUCAGGUUAUUUGUCAUCCACUUUCUCUUUAUGUCAGGUGCUUGCUGCUUUCCAUUGGGGUAGAUUUGCCGAUAGAGGUGGUAGAAAGAUUACUUUAGUCUGUGGAUUGAUCGGUACUUCUAUGGCGUUAUUAACGUUAGGUUUUGCCAAGCAUUUUUAUCAAGCCUUGCUUGCUAGAUCUAUGAUGGGUCUUUUAAACGGGAACGUUGGUGUUAUUAGAACUAUCAUUGGUGAAUUAGCUACAGAAAGAAGACAUCAAGCAAUUGCAUUUAGUACUAUGCCAUUACUAUUUCAAUUCGGUUCAGUUAUCGGUCCCAUGAUUGGUGGGUUUUUAGUUUUCCGUCAACAAACUGGUGAUGUGAUACCCAAUUGGUAUCCAAAUUGGUUAAGGAAACUUAUAACUAUUUAUCCUUAUUGUUUACCAAAUAUUGUUAUUUCAUGCUUAUUAAUGUUUGGUAUGUUCUGCUGUAUUGUAUUCUUAGAAGAAACUCACCCUAAAUUCAAGGACCAAAGAGAUAGAGGCAUCGAAUUGGGUGACUGGAUUUUAAAAGUGUUUUUUGGUGUGAAACCCAAAAUUAGACCAUGGCAAAAUAAAUAUCAUGAAUCAGGACUUGGCUCAAGUUCUACUUCUGCAAGCAACACUAGCUUAAACACCUCUUCCAAUACAAGUGUUGGAACAAGUAUCGGUACUUCCAAUAAUAAUUCAACAGAUGCUUUGAAUCAUGCUCCAGUAGCUGUAACAGAAAACACUCCUUUAAUUAGAAGUAAUAGCGAUGAUGAAAUCAGUGAAACUGAUAGUAUUCAAUCAGUAACUGGAUUAUUGACAAGAAGACAGUCUGCUAGUUUAAUCAGAACAUACUCGAUACAUGAACCUACCGAUAUGGUAGAACCAGAGAAUGUCAAGGCUCCUGAUGGUUGUACUGAAGCAAGUAUGUGGCAUCAUGUUUUCCAUACUCCUGUAUUUUACCCAAUCUCAAUCAAUUUUAUUCAAGGAUUACACCUGAUUGUUUAUAACGAAUUUCUACCUGUGUUUUUAGCUUAUGAUUUAGCCAAGGAUCCAAAUGAUCCAACUAGACUAGCUUCCAAAUUCCCAUGGAAGAUCACAGGUGGGAUUGGGUAUACUCCAGAGCAAACAGGUACCCUUUUAUCAUCAACAGGUAUAUUUGGCUGUUUUGUUGUGCUUGCCAUUUUCCCUUAUGUGGAUCGUAAUUAUGAUUGUUUAACUAUUUUCCGUACUUUAGUGAAAUUCUAUCCAAUCAUGUAUAUUAUGAUUCCAUACGUUAUUUUCCUACAAGUCGAUUUCAUACCAAGAUGGGUUACCAUCCUUUACUUAUAUACAAUUACUGGUAUUAAAACCUUAUGUGGUGCAUUAACAUCCCCACAAAUCAUGCUAUUGAUUCAUCAUAAUAGUCCCUUGAGCUGCCGUGCAUCCAUAAAUGGUGCAACAAUUAGUAUCUCUGCAUCAGCAAGGUUCAUAGGCCCACUAGCUUGGGGGUUUAUAAUGGCUUGGUCACAACAAAAUGAUGUUGCAUGGCUAUCUUGGUGGACUCUAGGUUUCUUCGCAAUGGUAGCAUUGUACCAAAGUUACAAGAUUGCUCCAAUCGAUGAAGAAGAUAACACAACUGAACAGGAAAACAGUGCUAUCGAAGAUAUGGAAGAAGAUGGUCACGAAGAGGAGUUGCAAUACGGCUCUUCGAAUGACACUAUACAUAGAUCUUCACAGCAAAAAGCCGGUUCAUCGUAG